Molecule: messenger RNA, 1234 nt
Organism: Diatraea saccharalis (sugarcane borer)
Lineage: Eukaryota; Metazoa; Arthropoda; Insecta; Lepidoptera; Crambidae
Source: the annotation of a GenBank genome assembly
AGUAUUAUCUUAUAAAGCACCGGUUGUUACACACCAUUCCACCCACCACAUUAAGCAAGAAGUAAUUUAUUUAUUGAAAAAAUGGAAAAAUACAUUAGCUUGCAGGACUUUGAAGAUGCAGCUACAAACGUCUUGGCAAAACCGGCUAUGGAAUACUUUAGGAAUGGAGCUACAGAACAACAAACAUUAGCUGAAAACAGAUUAGCUUUUCGAAGGCUGCGGAUACUCCCUAAAUGUCUUAUGGGAAUCACAGGGGCUGAUCUUCGUACUACUAUCCUGGGCCAUGAAGUUUCCAUGCCUGUGGGUAUAGCUCCUUCAGCUAUGCAGAAAACGGCACAUCAUGACGGCGAAGUUGCCAUCGCUAAAGCUGCACAAGCGGAGGGAACUAUUUACACUCUGAGCACUGCAUCUACCUGCUCCAUAGAAGAAGUCGCUUCGGCUGCACCAGAUGCAAUUAAAUGGUUCCAAGUUUAUGUUUUUAGAGACAGAGAAGUCACGAGGAAAUUAGUUAUGAGAGCGGAGAAAGCCGGGUUUAAGGCAUUACUUCUUACUGUUGAUACACCCGUUUUUGGAAUAAUAAGAAGUGACAUUAGAAACAGCUAUGCGUUUGCAGAACAUUUGAAACUAGCUAAUUUUGUAGAGUAUUUCUCAAAGUCAGAUAACGCAGAUGAUGACAUGAAAGAUUACGUCGGAAAAUUAUUUGAAAAAACUUUGACUUGGGAAGAUGUGAAAUGGUUAAAAAGUAUAACAAAAUUACCGGUAAUAGCAAAAGGUAUACUUCGUGCUGAAGAUGCAGUGAAGGCCGCGGAGAUGGGCUGCUCCGGCAUACUGGUGUCUAACCACGGAGCCCGGCAACUAGAUGGACUUCCAGCGACGAUUGAAGUAUUGCCUGAAGUGGUAGACGCACUGAAAAACUACAACGUGGAAGUGUAUAUGGAUGGAGGUGUGACAACUGGUAAUGAUGUCUAUAAAGCUUUAGCGCUUGGAGCAAAAAUGGUUUUAGUUGGACGACCAGCACUAUGGGGAUUGGCUGUUGGCGGACAAGCUGGUGUUCAGAGAACGCUCAAUAUAUUGCGCACUGAACUCGAGUCUACGGUUCAAAUAGCAGGUACUCCAACAGUAGCAGAUAUAACAAGAGACAUGGUGCGUCACGAAUCUAGUUUCAGAAAAUUAUAAUGACGUUUCAAAAAGGCUAAAAAACUUCAAAGUAUUACAACUAAUUUAUUUUUGUUAC